This is a messenger RNA of Cariama cristata (Red-legged seriema), 1695 nucleotides long. RefSeq names its product WD repeat domain 43 (gene WDR43). The record is from RefSeq and is a predicted model, not a curated record. Gene Ontology annotation, cellular component: nucleolus. NCBI's taxonomy places the organism in Eukaryota, Metazoa, Chordata, Aves, Cariamiformes, Cariamidae. Gene Ontology annotation, biological process: maturation of SSU-rRNA from tricistronic rRNA transcript (SSU-rRNA, 5.8S rRNA, LSU-rRNA). Gene Ontology annotation, molecular function: protein binding. The transcript is spliced from 15 exons. The annotation marks the transcript as partial.
GAUGGCCCCCAGAGGAAAAAACGGAAGUCUGAAGUUGCAGAAGUGGACAAGCAGUUAGAUAUCCUGGCUAUUGGUACAGCAGUUGGUAGCAUUUUGUUGUACAGCACAGUAAAAGGAGAAUUACAGAGCAAGCUAGAUGGUGGUCAUGACAGUAGAGUAAACUGUGUGAGAUGGCAUCAGGACAACUGCUGCUUGUAUAGCUGUUCAGAGGACAAACAUAUUGUGGAAUGGAACACACAGACCUGCAAAGUAAAGUGCAAGUGGAAAGGUGACAAUAGCAGUGUUACCUCUCUAUGCAUCAGUCCAGAUGGGAAAAUGCUGCUGUCAGCUGGUAGAACUAUAAAACUGUGGGACCUGGAGACCAAAGAAGUCUACAGACAUUUCACAGGCCAUGCUACAUCAGUGUCAUCAUUAAUGUUUACCACAGUGAAACCUAUGAAUGAAAAUAAGCCCUUUGAUGGAAUUACAGGGCUUUAUUUCUUGUCUGGAGCUAUACAUGACCGAUUACUGAGUGUAUGGCAGAUCAGAUCAGAUAGGAAAGAAAAGAAUGCUGUGAUGUCUUUCACAGUAACAGAUGAACCAACUUUUAUUGACCUGACUGUAUCGGAAGUCAAAGAAGAGCCUGUGAAGUUAGCAGUUGUGUGCAGAGAUGGGCAGUUGCAUUUAUUUGAACAUAUCUUAAAUGGUUAUUGCAAAAAACCCUUAACAUCAAACUGUACUAUCCAGAUAGCAACGCCUGGAAAUGAUGGGGACUCCACACCAAACCCAGUCCCUAUUCUAGCAGCUGCAUUUUGCGCAGACAAACAGUCUCUGCUGCUUGUGUAUGGAAACACCUUACAGCCCAUCAUAGAGAAAGUGUCUUUGAACACCACUGAAUCCCACGUGUGUUUGAUAAGGGACAUACAGAAAGUGUUGUCACUUAAAACAGAUGUUGCUCUAACAAAGGUAAAGACGCCUGUUGUGAACUCAGACACCAAAGUUCUAGUGCCUGGCAUUCCAGGGCAUAGUACAGCUGUCAAAACUCCAUCCUUGGGAAAGGAGAAAAAGAAAAACAAGAGGAAACCAGGAGACACAGAGGAAAGCAUUGAAGAGCGGCUAGAGGCAUUGGAUAUUGAUGUGAGCAAAGUAAAAACUCCAGGUGGCCUUCCACAAACAGAUAGCUUUGCGGUACUUUUGGUUCAGGGCUUGGAAAGCAAUGAUGCAGAAAUCUUAAAUAGAGUGCUUAACACAAGAAAGGAAAAUGUAAUCAAGAACACAGUAGCCAGAAUGCCUAUACAUGCUGUCAUUCCACUGCUGCAUGAGCUUACGAAGAGAUUGCAGGGCAACCCAUACAGUGCCUCACUAAUGGUUCGAUGGCUGAAGUCUGUUUUUACUCUGCAUGCAUCCUACCUUUCCACAUUGCCAGACCUUAUUCCUCAGCUGGGAAUGCUGUACCAGUUAAUGGAGAGCAGAGUAAAAACUUUGCAAAAGCUUUCCCGUCUGCAUGGAAGACUGUUCAUUCUUGUCACCCAGGUUGCAGCAUCGGAAACAGUUCAGGAUGUAACUGAGGUUAAUCAGACUGCAAAGCUGGUCUAUGAGGAUGGUAAGUGUCAUACGCGAGGUGUAGCUCAGCUCCUGAAUUCACGUGAUGGCCGACACUUGGUGGCUGUUCGUCAUGCUCCUGUGCUUAUUUAUAAGUGGACAAUCUGCAAGUAG